Messenger RNA from Penicillium digitatum Pd1, 588 nucleotides. The record is from RefSeq and is a predicted model, not a curated record. Lineage: Eukaryota; Fungi; Ascomycota; Eurotiomycetes; Eurotiales; Aspergillaceae.
AUGAAGUUCAGCAUCCUUGCACUCUCGGCCUUGCUGGCCUUCGUCGCGGCCGCAGACACUACCACCUUGAAUCCUUCAACCAUUACUACCACUGCCGAGAUUGAAUGCGCCAAGAGCUCCUCAACUGUAGGCGAUGCAACAGAUAUCUGCUGCACAGCCAAGUGCUACCAUGUACCCUGUCCCAGCGAUAACCAAGUAAAUGACACCAACAAGUGUGUCUCUGCCUGCCCUCAGGGUAACGGCUCUCCGGCCGACACCCAGAAGUAUGCCGAGUGUGAGCAAUCUUGCUAUAACUCCCACUUCUGGGGCGGCAACGGUAGCGGUGCAACUACAACCUACUCUUCCCCAACCUCCAGCACGGGCAGCACUACCACACAGACUAGCUCUGACUCGUCGGGCACUGAUUCCACGUCUUUGAGCAACAAUGACAGCAAUGACAACAUCGAUAAAAAUGGUUCUACCUCCUCGGCCACUGCUACUAGCUCCUCGGGCUUCUCGCAGCAAACCACCAACGCCGCUGCUAAUGUGAAGCUCGGUGCCUCCGCUGCUGGUCUUUUUGGCUUGGUUGUUGCUGCCCUUGCUCUGUGA